CCAUCCCUCCGUUCACCGGCGCGAGGAUAGUGAGUGAGUGAGUGUGCAGUGAAGGGAAGCGAACCGUCAUUCUCCUUUCUUUGCUUCCUUUCAAGGGUGCGUGCAUCACUCGCGGGGGGAAAACGGCGCUCGCGACUCAACAAGUUCGCUCUCCGUUGGCUCGGUUCGACUUGACUUCGCUGCCCCGGUAUUCCUCCCAGGUUCAUUUUAUAUUUUUUUCAUCCCCGCUUUGCUACUCGAGAGGCGGACUGGGCGUCGCUGGAGAGGAUUUUGCUCGCCUGCCGCCGCACUAACCGAUUAAUCCUCGCCAUCUUUAGACGAUCUCUCGAGCUGUCGUCAUCCUCUGAGAUUUAAAUCAACCAGCUUUGGCCUGCAGAGACGGAACACCAUCAUUCAAAGGGGAGAUGAAGCCGGAUGGGGUUGCCACGGCAGCACUGGAGCCAAUGGAGACAUUGGACUCGAAUCCAGUGAAUGAGGCGGCACCGCCAGAAGGACAGGAGCCCGACCAAGCAGCUGCUCCCGCUGAGGAGAUGCCACAGCAUCCUGCUGGAGAUUUGGGUGCAGAGGAGCCCCAGGCAAAUAAGGGUAAGGAACCCCCAGCUGCCAAGACUGGCACCAAGGCGGCUGGUGACGCCAAACCCAAGGCCACCAACAAGGCCACUCCUAAGACUCCUAAGUCCAGCACCACAAGCUCACCCAAGACUCCAUCUGGCCCGCGUUCAAACACAUCCCAGAGCCGUCUGGCAAACGGCACGUCUAAGCCUCAGACUAACGGCAUGGUUAAGAAGACUACACCUGCUGCAGAAAAAAGGAGCACCCCAACCUCUGCUUCCUCCAAAAAACCCACCGGAACAGCAGUAGCACCACCUUCUAAGACCACUACUAAAGUUGGCGAGAAAAAGGCUCCAGGAACCCUCUCUGCCACCAACACCGCAAAGUCAACCACCGCAGCACUGGCAGCUAAAAAGACACCAUCCAGUGCUGCCAAUGGUGUCAAAUCCAGCACUGCUGCUUCUGCUGCUGCUUCUGCUGCAAAAAAGCCCCCAGCUUCCAAACCUGCCUCUGCAGCUCCAGCCAAGAAUAGCUCGGUUGCCUCGUCCAAGACGGACAAAACCCCGGUUUCCAAAGCCACCAGGCCCGGGUUAGGCACAGCACCAUCAUCCCGACCAGCUACUGGGUCAUCUCAGUCAGCCAGCACAACCAAGAACACUGCAGCUACAUCCAAACCUCCCACCCCUAAACCUGCCUCCACCUCUGUCAAGACUGCUACUCCAAAAUCAAGCGCCGCUACACCCUCUAGUGGCAAACCUCCUACAUCACAGUCAAGGAACACAACCCCGGUGAAAAAAGAUGUUACCAAACCAGCCACUCCAGCUGCCAAAAAAACUGUAGAAUCCCCUCUCGCUCGCCCUUCCCCUACAACGAAGUCAGCUAAACCCGAGACCCCCAAAACAAAGUCAGAUGUCUCCUCCAAAAAGCCUCCCACAAAUAAGGCUGUAGAAACAAAGACACCGAACCGCUCCAAACCACAAGAGAGUAAAGCCACACCUUCCAAGGAUGCAUCCAAGACCAAAACGGCUACAAAUAAGGCCUCCAGCCCCAAGAAGACAGUGGGAAGUACUACUCCAACUCCUGUCAAACGUGGUCCUAAAGUUGCGACAAUUAUUGAACGUGGAAAAGAAAUUGCUGGUAUAGUGGCUGCUGCUGCAACAAUUGCUACUGCAGCAUCUGUCUUUGCAAACCCAGAAGAGUCUCAGCCUCCCGUAGAAGAUGUUUUGGAGCCAUCUGAGCUCAAUGUUGAACCAGAACAAGAAAAAAGAGAGCCUGUACAGGAACCAUCUCCUGAGCCGGUGGUGGUGCGGGAACCAACCCCCGAGCCAGUCCAGGUGCGGGAACCAACCCCCGAGCCGGUGCAGGUGCGGGAACCAACCCCCGAGCCAGUGCAGGUGCGGGAACCAACCCCCGAGCCAGUGCAGGUGCGGGAACCAACCCCCGAGCCAGUGCAGGUGCGGGAACCAACCCCCGAGCCGGUGCGGGUUCCAACCCCCGAGCCGGUGCGGGUUCCAACCCCCGAGCCGGUGCGGGUUCCAACCCCCGAGCCGGUGCGGGUUCCAACCCCCGAGCCGGUGCGGGUUCCAACCCCCGAGCCGGUGCGGGUUCCAACCCCCGAGCCGGUACGGGUUCCAACCCCCGAGCCAGUGGUGAUGCGGGUACCAUCCCCCGAUCCGGUGCAGGUGCGGGAGCCUUCCCCCGAGCCGGUGGUUGUGCGGGAGCCUUCCCCCGAGCCUGUGGUGGUGCGGGAGCCAACCCCUGAGCCUCUCCGGGAACCAACACCUGAACCCGAGCGAGAACAAUCACCUGAGCUUGUAAAGAUGCAAGAACCAAUACCCGAACCCAUGCAGAUACGGGAACAAACACCAGAGCCCAUGAGGGAACCAUCUCCUGAACUGCUUCAAGAACAAAUACCUGAGCAAAGAAGUGAAGAAGCCACCAGGGUCCAGAUGUCACCUCAGAUGACCACUUUUAAAUUUGAAGACAACAGUUCAGUUCCCUCUUUGGGAACUACUGUCAUGUCUCCCCCAUGCUCCCCACCAGGCCCUGCCUCUCCUGUUAGAGAAUCACAGAAUGGCUCCUCUCUUGUGGACUUGGAUGUUCCCUCUGACUCCAUGGACAGGAACCAGUCUCCUGUUGGUCUGGCACCCCAGAUGUUGCUUAAUGUGAUGACAUUCCAAGCAGAGGAGGAGAAUGAAAAGGCAUACGAAGUUCAGGGGUUACAAGACUAUGAGAAGGAGGAGGAGGAUGAGGAGGAGGAACUAGACAAGGAAAGCAUGUUUAUGCCUACCUCCACAGCUCCAGGGGCCUUUUCCGCAGUUGGACAACCUCACAAUUUUGGUGCUUUGCCUUUGGAUGAUUUCGUCCACAGAGAACUGGUAUCCACUCAUGAAAAGGAGGAGGAGGUGGAAAAGGCUGAUGAGGAGAUCAAUGAGGAUGACGAUGAUGACGAUGAGUAUGAAGAAGAGAGGAGACCAGGCCACGCACUUUCAUCCUUGGUCACUGACAUGAGUACGUCUCAACCCUCUGAUGAGUUCCAGGUACGCUCAUCGGCAUUCGGGGGUUCGGCAGGUUGGCAUGGCGAUGACCUGCUGUCUGGGAUGGACUCCGAGGAUGUGAGCAGCUGCACCAGCAGCCGGCAGCAGGGAGUGUCUGACCUCAGCAGCACUCUGCAUACUGCUAUAUUAGAGGGCACCCAGAGCUCUGACGCCUUGAUUGACUCCAGCCUCAGAGGCUCUGAAGGAGAUGGGAAUCUCAUGGGUUCUCCCAAUGUGGAAACCCUGGCCAAUGAGGAAGAAGAGGAUGAGGAUGAUGAGCGGGUGGACGAUAUGGACUUGAGCUCGGAGCAAGCAGAGGAGCAUCACAAAGUGUUCCAGGAGCACAAACAAGACGAGGAAGAUGACGAAGAUGUGGAGAUGCACAGCGAAGGCGUGACGGAGAGCGGUGGCAAUGUCGACGAUGACUUUAACGAGGAGGAGCACUUGGACAACCUGACCCAGUCUGGUCCCCUCUCUGGUGUUCCCCCGGCAUCCUCCUGGGGUCAAGCAAACCUCUUCUCAGAUACCUGGGCUCAACCAGCCUCCCUGCUCUCCAUGUCGUCCCCCAGCCCCGUGUCUGACCACGACGCCGCUGAAUCCGAGACGCCCACCCAGUCUCCUGCUCAGGCGUGUGUGGACAGCAGUGCCCCUUCCUUCCCCCUGCCGACAGAGCAGGAACCCCAGCACCAUCACCCAGCACACCAAGAGGCUCAUGACUUCGUCGCCCCUCCAGCUGUAGGCAUGUCCCAGUCCGGUACUCCGGGUGAGACCGCUCCACCUGCUCACAGCGGCAGCGAGACGAGCACUCCCGAGGACCUCCGUGAUUACGACAGCAGCUCUGGAGUAGAGUCCCGCUCUGAUAAACAACAGACCCCAGUGCCAACAUCAGUUCAGCCUGACAUGGACCAGGAUUUAGGCAUUCAUUUGGAGAAAGGUGAUGGAGAGGAGGAAGAGGCUGAGACUCUUCCUGCAGACGAGGUGCUUGGAACAGGACCCCCUACAGCUCCUGCGUCCGUCCCUUCCUCCCCCUCUUCUUCCGGCGACGAGGCCAGUGACACGGAGGGGGAGAUACAGAUCAACGACCCAGAGGGACCUAUGAUGAUGGAUGAAAGGGCUGCGUUUGACAGCCCCCCACCCAACUGUAGCUUGCCAGCUCUGGAGGAGGAUGAGGAGGCAGGAGAUCUACCAGCUGACGAGGGUGAAGAGGAUGGAGGUGGCGCCACCCCGCAGUCAGCCAAUUCUGUGGCCUCAUAUGGCUUCGACUGCACCACGUCUAACUCCAACGCCCACUCCAUGGCUGAGAGCUGCGGAAAGAGCCCAGGGAUCUUCUCCCUUGAAAAUGAAGAACAGCUUCCAGAGGAGGCCAAGGACCCCUCCCUGAUCAAGGAGCUGACCCUGCCGUCAUCAACUGCUGCGGCUCUGGCCGAAGACCUGCUGGGCAACCCCGUGGACCUGAUCCCUCUGGGCCGUCAGGGAGACAACUUUCCUUGUCUGGAUGAGCACCACCACUUCUUGCUCGGAGGAAAGCUCUCAGCAGAUCACCGGGAGAAGGCAAAUCCGCUGGAGGGCAGCGAGGAGCUCGUGGACCAAGAAUGUGGAGACUCCGACAACGGCCCGGCACCUUACUUCUCCACCAUAUGUGAUAAGACUGAUAGUUUUCUGGAAGGAGACGCGAAGACCUCUGAAGUGGACGAAGACUGCAAGUGGCAAGCACGCACUCGGGAAGACAACCGGAACCAGAACUACUCUCCCUCUGUUCCAGUAGCCAAUGGCCACUACUUGGCACUGGUGCCCGGCAACAGGAGACCCAUUGAUCCAGCACUGGCGGAGCAUUUUUCAAGGAUCGCCCCCCCUGCAUGUCCCCCCAAAACCAGCCCUGAGAGCAGUUACAUCAUUGCAGAGCAGCUGAGGAGGCUGGAGCAGCAUCGUCAGGAGCAGGAGAGACAGAAGAAGCAGUGGCUGGAGGAGGAGCGGCUCAGGCUGGAGCAGCAGAAGAAGCUGGAGAAGCAGCGCAGAGAGCUCCUCCAGCUGCAACUGCAGCAACAGCAGCAGGAGCACCGUCACCGCAGGCAGGUCCUGCAGUGGCAGCUGGAGCUGGAGCACCAGUACCGCAUGCAGCAGAAGCAGAUCCAGCAGCAGCAGCAGCUGAGGAGGAGCCCGACCGGCGUGAUGCUGUCGCCGUCGUCUGGGCUCUGCACCAUCUAUGAAGCCAUGGAAACCAGCGACGAGGAGGACGAGGUCGGCGGAGAGCAGAACAGGAACGUUCAGGCGCGACGGAGGAGGGUGCUACAGUCCCGAGGCGUCUCGCCGGACCUCCAGAGGCAGCUGCAUCCUGUGCCCCAGCAGGACCUGGAAUGGAACAAGAAGGUGGACAUGGUCCAGCAGCUCAUCAACCAGUCCUUGAUGCUGUCAGACGACGGCAGCUGCCCCCCUCUCCUGCUCCUCCCCGUGGGGAGCGGGGGGACCCUAAGCCCCCUGAAAAGCAGCAUGUGGCCAAACCUUCCUCCACAGUUCAACCCUCCUACAGCUACAGUGACCUCCGUCAGCAGCUACUCUCCAGACAGCCGGGGCAGCUCUCCAGCCGGAGACUGGACUGUGGUGGAGGUGGAGACCCAGCACUGAGUCAGCCAAUCAACGCACGCUCACUUAUUUUCUAACUUCACAGAAGGAUACCAAAAAUGUCACUUCAAUCUAUAUCACAAUGCAUCAUCACUGGUAGAAAUCUUAAUUGGAGAUAACGACUCCUCAAGCUGUUGAAUGAUUUUUAAGUUUGGUCGAAGUAGGAUUUAUGAGUGUAAGCCGGGCAUACACUGUACGAUAUUUUCAGUCGUGGUACUCAUACGGCUCAAACUGUACGACGACACGGCAGGGUUUAAAAGUUCACCGCUCACGAUAUCUGUUCUUACACUGUACGGCCCGAUGCUCUGAUACGACCCGACUGCUCACACUGUACGUUCAAAACCACACGUCGAACUCAGCCCCAUAGAGAGAAUGCGCU
This is a messenger RNA of Fundulus heteroclitus (mummichog), 6087 nucleotides long. It is a transcript of the gene prr36b, whose product is annotated as cardiomyopathy-associated protein 5. The record is from RefSeq and is a predicted model, not a curated record. NCBI's taxonomy places the organism in Eukaryota, Metazoa, Chordata, Actinopteri, Cyprinodontiformes, Fundulidae. The transcript has 6 exons. The coding region runs from base 405 to 5711 and encodes 1768 amino acids.